Molecule: messenger RNA, 1044 nt
Organism: Frankliniella occidentalis (western flower thrips)
Lineage: Eukaryota; Metazoa; Arthropoda; Insecta; Thysanoptera; Thripidae
Product: gastrula zinc finger protein XlCGF17.1-like
Exons: 1
Coding region: 1-1044 (347 amino acids)
Biological process (GO): regulation of immune system process; regulation of cytokine production; negative regulation of transcription by RNA polymerase II
Source: RefSeq, a predicted model, not a curated record
AUGCCGCUCCCCUGCCAGGCCUGCGGGGCGGAGCGGCCGCGGGAGGAUGGGUGUCCGCAGUGCCGCGGCGAGCGCGACUCGGACUCUGACUCUGACGCCGGCCUAGACUGCCUGCCAGUCGAGUGCAAGAUCGAGUCCGUGUCCGAGGCUGAGGACGUGGCCGAGGAUGAGGCCAAGGACGGGGCCGCAGACGGGGCCGCUUGCGGGGUCGACGAUGUGGCCGAGCAUGCGGCUGAAGUCGGGGCAGGGCCGUCCAGUGGCGUAGGGGCCAGCUCGUCAGGGAAGAAGCUCAUCGAGUGCGGUGUCUGCCACAGGAGGUUCUCCCACACGAGCUACCUCUACUCGCAUCUGAAAACCCACACAAAGGAAGAGAUUGGGGCGUUAGAUCUUUCGACUACCCGAGCGCUAUCGUCGGUCAAGGAAUACCAGUGCCCCGAGUGCUACAAGGCAUUCUCUAAAUCUGACUCCUUAAAAAAGCACAUGCGGAGGCACUCGGGAGAGAAGCCUUUCGAAUGCCCCGAGUGUCACCAAAAAUUUACCCAAGGCAGCUCAAUGAGGAUGCACCUCAGAAUAACUCACUCAAAGGUGACUAAGACUUACGAGUGCACCGAGUGUGACAAGUCGUUUCCCAAGUCAGACUCCCUCAAGAAGCACAUGCGGACUCACACGGGCGAGAAGCCAUUCGAGUGCUCCGUUUGCUCUAGGAAAUUUUCGAUUUAUGCGUCUCUUCGACGCCAUGUUCAAUAUCACACUGGAGAUAAGCCUUUUGAGUGUGAAAUUUGCCACAAAAAGUUUGCCACAAGCUCGUACCUGAAAACCCAUUCGGAAUGCCACUCAGGGGAAAGACAUGAGUGCGAAGAGUGUCACAAAACUUUCAGUUUGAAGGCUUCCUUGAUUGUCCAUCGUCUUAGACAUACUGGGGGAAGGCCAUUUAAGUGCACGUUGUGUCCAAAAACGUUUCUUCGAAAGAGCGAUUUGAAUAUUCAUAUGAAAACUAGUAAAAGUCAUAAAAGUGCGCCAGAGGACACUGCACUACCAGACUGA